This is a messenger RNA of Thamnophis elegans (Western terrestrial garter snake), 1807 nucleotides long. RefSeq lists its product as uncharacterized. The record is from RefSeq and is a predicted model, not a curated record. Lineage: Eukaryota; Metazoa; Chordata; Lepidosauria; Squamata; Natricidae. Gene Ontology annotation, molecular function: phospholipase inhibitor activity. Gene Ontology annotation, cellular component: extracellular region.
UCAAUGGAUCCGCAGAUUACAGGAUUCACCAACAUGGCAUCUUUGUCCAUCCUCAGCUUCCUUCUGGCCACACUCCUAACUCAAGGUUCCUGUUUGAUAUGUGAAACAUGCAAAGGUCCAGGUAAAGACUGCACUGGCAUGAGCAUCACCUGUGGAGAGAGUGAAGAUACCUGCCUUACCUUUGUAGGAAUAAAUUACAUGCAGUCUAAAGAAAUCACCGAGACGGUGAAAGGCUGCUCUGUUCGCAGUGCCUGCCUUCCUGGGCCCAUCAGUGUCACCAUCAGCUCUGAGAUCUAUUUCUGGAGCAACUCCAGCUGCUGCCAAGGAGACCAGUGCAACAACCAAAAGUUAGACGUGCCCGCUGAGAAUACCACCCUCAAUGGGCUGAGCUGCCCAACUUGCUUUAAACUUGGCUCGGAUCAGUGCGACAAGAUGGACUCUCUGAACUGCGUAGGAGAAGACAAUCAUUGCAUGACCUCAUCUGGAACCUUGACCACUGGCACCAGAACGACGCUGCGCUCUUGUUUUGCCUAUAAGCAUCGUACCACAAAAGUUAUCAAGGAGCCAAAGAGAAAAGUAAACAGAAAUUCGUUGUUGGAACAUUUAUCUCUGCAAACGGAAAGUUCUCCAUUCCCAGAAAACAAUGAAGUACCUUAUUUUUUCACUGCUUUGAUCACUACAGCAAAUGCCCUGGCCUGCCAAUGUAAACCGUGUUCAGAAGCAACUUGUCAAAAUGCGGAGAACUGUUAUUCAUCUGACUACGAAAUCUUUACCCUCCUUUGUAACACAGUUUUCCUCCCGCCUACAGAGAAAACACAACACUUAAAGCCAACAAUUAAAGGAUGCCAGUCCAACACAUCGGAGCCAAAUAUCUGCAAACGAAGCUUUGUCAUCAUGUCCUCUGAAAGUGAUUUUUAUCUGAUGAACAAUGUUACAUGCUGUAAAAGCGCAGAUUCAUGCAAUAAGGAUAUCACUGCACCACUUAACAAGAAUAGUCCCAACAGUAAACUGGUUUGCCCAUCAUGCUUUGCUUUCGCUAAAACAUGUGAAGCUAAAUUAAUGAAAUGCAACGAUCUCCAGAAGAAAUGCUUCAAUAUCACCGGGAAAAUCACAAAAGCAGGAGCUGCAGCUCAAGAUUUCACUGCCAAGGGAUGUGCUGGAAACCAAAUCUUCAAAAAAGAUGAGAAGCUGGUCUUUGGAGACACAACUUAUACACUUGAAGCUGUCAGUUUUCAGGAUGCCAAAAGUGGUGCCAGCCAGAUUUCCAGUUGCCUAUCUUUUGCUAUCCUUCUGCCCAGUGUCCUUUGGGUUGCUACUGGACAGAUCCCUGUAUUAACCCCAACCUGCCAAUGACCUCUCGACUUCAAAUGUGUGUGUGUGGGGAAUCUCCCAUUGAAUUGUACCAAGGAAUCCGAGAGGUUUUGGCUUCAGCAAUUGUUGGUGCCCAGUGUGUCUCAAUUGCUGGUUUUUGAGUCUCUCUGUGUGUGUGUCUCUCUCUCUUUUCUCUUUGUUCAGUAAAAAGGGAUUUAAUGUAUCCAAUUAUGCAUAUCUUAAAUAAGAAUAGAAAUGAACGUUGGUGUUAAGGAUGCCACGCAAGUACAGGAAUCCCAACGAUACAGAUGUUGUUUAUUUAAUGAGAUUUUACAUAGUGGUUUGAAAAGGCUUGGUUAAGAUUGGAAUAGAUUAAUUGAUUUAAAUAAUUAAGCUUCCAACGAUUGAGUUAAGGCUACAAUCAUCAUACUGAAGAACAAAAAUAUAUAUUGCUGUGUCAUUUUUUUUCUGAUGAUGUAUGAUUCCCAUCUAAGGG